UCUACUAUAUUGUAACACUGGAGGAGGAGAGUAAACACAGGAUAAGCAUGGCGCUCAGGAGCUGUGGAGCAGAGGGAGCUGGAGUUUUACUAUUAGUGCUGUGAAUGACCGGGUAGAUUAAGUGAACCAGAAAGCUCUGAUUAACUGAAAAAAACUGUUUAUCUGUGUGUGUGCUUAUCAAACUGAGUUACAUGAUCCGUCUUUAAUUUAUGUUAUACUGAAGUGUGGCCCUGAUACAGCCAUCCCAGCUAACCUAUCUAUCUAACUAGCUACCUAACCAGGGUCAUCACAGUCCACCUGUACCUGGUGAAUAAUGUAUGUUUGCCGGCGAUGUGUUUGUGUGCUGCGCUCACCAGCGCUGCUGUGGGGGAAAGCUCAGCCCUCUGUCACUCCUGGACUUGCUGGAAGAGCUGCUGGAGCUCCUGACCUCUACUUUAUGUCCACAACAUCAUACAGCCACAGUUCAGCAUCUCCAGCCCAUCAGAUCUUCUGUCAGAGCUUCAGAGAGUGGUGGACGUCCUGUGGUGUUCGCUUCUUCAGUGAGCAGCAGCCUGUCUCUCAGACAGGAACCAGGUCCCUUCCUCAGACAAGUGAGGGAAACAUUACAGCAGCAGCAGAGGAACUUGACAGGCACCUAGAAGCCAGUGGAGGAGCAGUGUCUGUUCCUGUGGGUCAGAGAAUAAUCGAUUUGGAUGCACUGCCAUAUCAAUCUCCAUUUGAGGAGAUCAGUGAGGAAGAUGCCAUUCAGAUCAUUGUACCUCCUAACCUGCCCCCUGCCUCAUUCACGCUAAGAGAUUAUGUGGACAAAUCAGAAACUUUAAGGAAUCUGGUUCAACUUGGUGUCGACCUGUCAAAACUAGAGGAGCGGCGUAAUGUGGGCUCCAUGCUUGUGAGACUGGACUUCCAGGCAGAUGUAGCACCAAGACUCUUUUUCCUAAAAGACUUGGGUGUUGAAGACUCACAUCUUGGCCCUUUGUUUACUAAAAACCCCUUUAUUCUCACAGAGAGCCUGGAAAAUAUGCAGGCCAGGGUUUCCUAUCUGAAGUCAAAGAAGUUCAGUUCAGAGUCAGUUGCAGCCAUGGUGAUCAAAGCUCCGUAUCUGCUCAACUUCAGUGUUAAGAGGUUGGACAACCGUCUGGCUUUUUUCCAGGAGCGUAUAGGACUUAGUGCUCACAAGACACGAGAUGUUGUAACUCGACUUCCUAGAUUACUGUGUGGCAGUUUGGAGCCAAUUAAGGAAAACUUAAAGGUGUUUGAACUAGAGUUUGGCUUUCGGAUGACGGAAAUCCAACACAUCGUCACAAGGGUCCCAAAAGUCCUGACAGCUAGUAAGAAGAAACUGACGCACGUGUUUGACUUCAUCCAUAAUACUAUGGGUGUGCCUCAUUCCCUUAUUGUCAAAUUUCCCCAGGUCCUCAAUUCAAACUGUCUUCGUAUGAAAGAGCGGCACUUGUUCCUCGAGUUCUUAGGACGGGCUCAUUAUGAUCCAGCUCAUCCCAACUACAUCUCACUGGAGCGACUGGUGACUGUACCUGAUGAUAUCUUCUGCACUGAAGUGGCAUUAGCUUCUUUUGAGGAUUUUGAACGAUUUCAGAAAACGUUAUAGCUAAUAAUAAAAGUGGCACAUUUCUGGAGGAUCAGUAGUUUCUCUGACAAAGUGUAAAAUACUAUCAUGUUCUGUUAGUUUUUCAUUCGAAAAACAAAGUGUUUGAAGUGUAUUUGUAGAAAACGGAAGUGUUGUAAUAAACUGACCAAAUGAAAUCGGAA
This is a messenger RNA of Astyanax mexicanus (Mexican tetra), 1767 nucleotides long. RefSeq names its product mitochondrial transcription termination factor 3 (gene mterf3). Gene Ontology annotation, cellular component: mitochondrion. The transcript is spliced from 7 exons. Lineage: Eukaryota; Metazoa; Chordata; Actinopteri; Characiformes; Acestrorhamphidae. The record is from RefSeq and is a predicted model, not a curated record. Gene Ontology annotation, biological process: regulation of DNA-templated transcription; mitochondrial ribosome assembly. Bases 314 to 1606 code for a protein of 430 amino acids. Gene Ontology annotation, molecular function: double-stranded DNA binding.